Neltuma alba is the source of this 1788-nucleotide messenger RNA. RefSeq lists its product as uncharacterized. The transcript has 8 exons. Gene Ontology annotation, cellular component: membrane. Gene Ontology annotation, molecular function: protein binding. The record is from RefSeq and is a predicted model, not a curated record. Lineage: Eukaryota; Viridiplantae; Streptophyta; Magnoliopsida; Fabales; Fabaceae. The coding region runs from base 1 to 1788 and encodes 595 amino acids.
AUGUCGAUGGAGGCGGAGAGUUUAUAUUUCUGCGCAUUAGAAGGGAAAUGGAAUGAGGUUGUGAAGGAAUAUGAAAGCAACGUGAAGAUACACAGGAGAGCAAUCAACAGCACCAAAGACACUGCGUUGCAUGUGGCGGUGAAAGACGGCAGAGCAGACAUCGUGAAGAUGCUGGUACAUCAACUAUCAAUAAGGUCGUCGUUAUCGGCGCUGCAGAUAGGGAAUGACAAAGGCGACACGCCACUGCACUGCGCAGCGUGGAAAGGGUCGCUCGAGAUGUGCGAGUCCAUAGCCCAAGCCCAACCUCAAGGAGCUGACUCCAACUUGAUCGUAGCUCGCAACAAGAAAGGAGAGACGCCGCUCUACUUGGCCGCCCUUCAAGGCCAUACGGAAGCUUUUCUGUAUCUUUACGAUCGUUGCGCGGACAAGUCUGUGGGGCCCUUCCGACGAACCAGGGACGGGGACACCGUGCUUCACUGCACCAUUCGCCAAGACCACUUUGAGUUGGCGUAUGAAAUCAUUGGUCUGUGCGGAGAGCAGAUUGUGGGCUCUGUGGAUGAAAAGGGGAUCACUCCUUUGCACAUCCUGGCCAAUAAACCUUCCGCCUUCGAAAGCAGCAGCAACUUCCGAUGGUAUAACAGGCUUGUCUACAACUGCAUAAUGUUGGAGCCGUUCGUGAUACCGGAACAGCGCUUGAAGAACGAUGGCACAUCCCUGAACCGGUCAGACUCUGCAAAAACCCAGAAGGGUGGUGGGAGCAGAACAACAGCGGAUACAGAGAACCCAUGUGAGGGAGAUUAUGGAUACGAAAAUGUUCCGCCAAAUUAUCGGACAUUCUGUCACAUUUUGAUGCGAGCAGUCACCUGUUUCCUGUGGCUUAUCUUUGGAGCCUUUGGUACGCUCAUCGAUCUCUCCCUAAUAAUUGAUGGACGACAGCCCAGCGUUGUGGUAACAUGUAGGAUUGAUGAUGGUGAUGAUAUCAACACAAAGGGAAAACCAGAUGCUGAUGGCAAUCAGAACCAGCCGGAAGGUAAUAAACCGGAACAGAAGACUUCUCAAAUUGUUCCUGUGGAUAAAAGCAAACAAAAAGGGGGUGAAGAGAAGAAAAAUAAUGGGGACAGGAGGGAGUCGGCAUUAUUUAUUGCGGCCAAGAAUGGAGUAGUCGAAAUAGUGAAAAAAAUAUUGAAGGAUAAGCCGGGGGCCAUCCACGAAAGCAAUGUGCAGGGCCAAAAUGUAUUGCAUGUGGCAGUUGAGUACCGGCAACCCCAUGUUUUUGGGCUCCUCAAGGAGGAGAGAUUGUGGGAUAAUCUCCUUCGAGGCGUAGACAAUGACGGCAACACCGUCCUCCACGUCGCCGCCAGGCUCUCCCAGUAUAAGCCCUGGCACAUCCCUGGUUCUGCCUUGCAGAUGCAGUGGGAAAUCAAAUGGUUUCUGUAUAUCAAGGAUAUCUAUAUCGCGCUCACGCCGCGCUAUGUCCUGUUCCUUCACAACAACCUCGGCGACACCCGUGGAGAUUUUAGAAAAGAUCACGAGGAUCUGGUCAGAGAAGGCGCUGAAUGGCUCAAGAGCACCUCGGAGUCGUGCUCCGUGGUGGCCGCACUUAUUGCUGGCGUCGCCUUCGCCACCUCCACCACCAUCCCGGCGGCACUCAGGAGGAGACAGGCAAGCCAUACUUGGAACGCCACCCGGCUUUCAACGUUUGCGCUCACCUCCCUCCUGGCUCUCCUGCUGCUCCAUCACCUCUCUCAUCAUGUUCCUCUCCAUCCUCACUUCCCGCCAUCAGCCUAG